This is a messenger RNA of Sphenostylis stenocarpa, 1002 nucleotides long. NCBI's taxonomy places the organism in Eukaryota, Viridiplantae, Streptophyta, Magnoliopsida, Fabales, Fabaceae. The record is from the annotation of a GenBank genome assembly.
AUGACUAAAUGUGGCCGGGUUGCGAUUGUGGAGAACUCUGAGACCAUGAGUUGGGUGUGCUGGAGUUACAACGUGGAUAAUAAACUGAUUAAAGGUGUUUAUCCUGAACAUCUCGAGCUAAGAUUGUCAUAUUGCCAGCGGAUUUUAGUAACAAUGACUGCAUCUGGGUUGAGUGGUUGUCCCUCAAGAUGUCCCCAGCUACCUUUUAGUCCUCUGGGAUUACGCCAUGUCCGGGCUAUGACUUUCUCUGUGGCUAGGAAAUCCAAACAAGGAAUAGAGUUUCUCCAGGUGGAAAGAACAAGUGUUUUUUCUCCGAUAUUAAAAUGCAAUAGACGACAAGUUCAGUUGAUCAAAAGUGCCAUGGAUGCUUCAUACGGUGAUAUGGCUAAUGAUUCUGCUGCUGUUUUUCCUAGAAUUAAUGUGAAGGACCCAUAUAAACGACUUGGAAUAAGCAGGGAAGCUUCUGAAGAUGAGAUUCAAGGAGCGAGGAACUUCCUGAUUCAAAAAUAUGCAGGACAUAAGCCAAGUGUAGAUGCUAUCGAAUCAGCACAUGACAAAAUAAUCAUGCAGAAGUUCUAUGAACGGAAAAACCCAAAAAUUGACAUUAAGAAGAAAAUGAGGGAAGUUAAUCAAUCCCGAUUUGUUCAAGCUGUCAGAGGCAGAUUUCAAACUCCAUCCACAAAAUUCAUUGUUAAAACAUCACUAGCAUUCUUGGUACUUGGAGUUUUGACUGUCCUCUUUCCAACUGAGGAAGGACCAACACUUCAGGUAGCAAUAUCUCUGAUCGCUACAAUGUACUUUAUAUAUGAGCGGCUGAAGAGCAAGAUACGAACUUUACUAUAUGGGAUUGGUGCCUUUGCUUUUUCGUGGCUGUUGGGAACCUUCUUGAUGGUAUCAGUAAUUCCUCCUAUUACCAUACUUAAGGGACCUAGGGCAUUUGAAGUGAUCUCGUCAUUGAUUACAUAUGUUUUAUUAUGGGUUUCAUCGACCUAUCUUAGGUGA